Molecule: messenger RNA, 6621 nt
Organism: Prinia subflava (tawny-flanked prinia)
Lineage: Eukaryota; Metazoa; Chordata; Aves; Passeriformes; Cisticolidae
Gene: MYCBPAP
Product: MYCBP associated protein
Exons: 19
Coding region: 1-3279 (1092 amino acids)
Source: RefSeq, a predicted model, not a curated record
AUGUCCUCAGUGUCCCAGUAUGUCACGAUAUCCUGGUAUGUCCCAAUAUCCUGCCGUGUCCCGGUAUACCCUGAUAUCCCGGUAUGUCCUGGUAUCCCGGUAUACCCCGGUAUAUCCCUCCGUGUCCCAGUAUAUCCCGAUAUCCUGCUGGUCCCUGUUUGUCCUGAUAUCCUGGUAUAUCCCGAUAUCCCAUCGUGUCCCAGUAUCCCAGUAUAUCCCGAUAUCGUGCUGUGUCCCAGUAUGUCCCGGUAUCCUGGUAUAUCCCAAUAUCCCAGUAUAUCCCAGUAUCCCAGUAUGUCCCGGUAUAUCCCGAUAUCCCGGUAUAUCCCGAUAUCCUCUGUGUCCCGGUAUAUCCCGAUAUCCCGGUAUAUCCCAAUAUCCCUCCGUGUCCCGGUAUAUCCCGAUAUCACGCCGUGUCCCGGUAUGUCCCGAUAUCCCGGUAUAUCCCUCUGUGUCCCGGUAUAUCCCGAUAUCCCGCUAUAUCCCGGCAUGUCCCAUUCUCCACGGCGCACGCGUGCCGGCACGGCAGCUGCGCAUGCGCGUGGCGCGCCCCGCCGGGGGAGCGGUGCCGCGGGGCGCCAGCAGGGGGCGUGCCCGCGGCGCCCGCGCGCUAUCGCGACUGUCGCGACCGGCGGGGCGGGCCCGGCCAUGGCGGCGCGGCGGGGGGGCAGGAAGGAAAAGAGUUUUGAGCAGUCCUGUUCAACAAUUUCAGAAGAGCCCAAGCCUGAGCCCAAGUCCAAGCCUGAGCCCAUUCCGUAUAUUCUGCAAGGAGAGGACAUCCAAGCACUUGGAAUUAAGGUGGAGAACCUGGAGAAACUUCAUGCCCCACGCCUUCCUGAUCAUGCUGGGAGGAUUCCAGUUCAGAAGACUUACCUCGUCCGAAAACACCGACCCAAGGAGGUGGCACACCUUGUAGCACACCCUGUUCCCCCCAGCACACCCAGGGGACCACUGACUUUUCCUGGACCAAGACGGUUUGAGGAUGGCUCUGAAGAGAUCCUCCCUCAUCACAUUUUGGGGAGUCUCCAGGAGCUGAAGAUGGAAGCUUUGGCCAGAGGAAACACUCAGCUAGCAGAUGCUAUUAAGGUUCCUCACCCAGAUGUUGCUGCAGCAGCUGUAAAAGAGGAACAUGGAGGAGAGAAAGAAAAGGCAUAUCAGCCCCAGCUAGCAGAGCACAAAGCUCUCCAGAACUGGAGGCAUCAUAUGGCAAUGAGGAAAAAGCAGGAGAAACACCUAGGAGAAAUGCUUCACAAGCCAGAGAAUGAAUUGCUGAUGAACAUGUCAGACAAUUACAGGCAAAUCCAGGAAGAACGUGACCUCAUUGACAGGAGUCUCCCUGCCCUAUUUCCUGGAAAGGGAUACCGAGUGGGAAGCGAGUUCUGGAACCUUCCUGAGCAAAUUGGGGAUGAGCUCACGGGGCUGACCCUGACCCUGACCCGGACACAGCGCGGGCACCCAGAGCCACCGACCCAUGUGGGAAAACCCCAAACUGUCCAGAGGGAAACAGGUCUGAAGCCUCCAAAGAAGAUUCCUUGCCACCUGAACUGGGAUAAGAGUCUUUUCCUGAAACACCGACGGCAGGAGCUCCAAUCUCUCCUGGAGGAACUGGGCUUUUAUAAGCCGGAUCUGCAAGGACUGGAGGUGAUUGGGAGAGGGCAGCCUUUCACAUCUGUCUCAGCUGAGGCUUUUCAACAUGCUGCCAUUCCUGAAGAGAUUGAGACCCUCAGUGACCCCUUAGGUGACUCCUUCAUUGUGGCUCCAGAAGCUGAAAAGGUUCCAUCUUUAGUCUUCUGUGGCCAGCCUGCUCGUUGGAUCAAGGGCAUCAGUCCUUGCAGGAAGGAGAUUGGCAUUGCUGCCCGGCUCACCUUUGAGACUCUGGCUAGUGAGAAGGCUGAAAGCUUCCUGACAGUGACCAACGAUGGCAGAGCUGCCAUUUGGUACAGCUGGAUGAGACUUCCCCAGCAGAUCCCCUCCAGAGAAACCAAGGGCAUGAGGAUGCCCUGCUUUUACUUUGAUACCAGACCAGGUGUAAUUUUGCCUGGGGAAACACGGAGGUUUCCCUUUAUUUUUAAGUCAGAGAGAGCAGGUAUUUUCAGUGAGCCCUGGGAAUUUAGGACACAUCCUGUGUUAUUAGGAGGAGCUCUGCUUCAGGUGACCCUUUGGGGAAUUGCUGUGUAUGAGGAUAAACUGGCUGACUUCAGAGAGAAACUGGAGAGUGAGCUGGCUGCUCGGGAAGGUGCUGCUAUAGUGCAAGACAGCCUGAAUGAGCUUCUUGACCAAAUUCGGACCCCUGAGCGCCCCCUCUCUCCUGUGGAUGCCUGUGUCACAGAGGAAGAGCUGUUCCACAGGAAAAACCCCGAGUUGCAUUAUCAGCAUCAAGUGGUGAAGCAGCUGCAUAAACUGUGGAGACAGCACCUGGCUGUGCCUUCAGCCUUGGAGGAGGAGGUGCCCUUGGAGCACAGGGGCACUGCAGAGGACAUGGAGUGCCAGGAGAGCACCUCUGAGCCUCCCUCUGCCCAGGGCAGCACCACUGAGCUCCCACGUGGCAAGUACACACUAGAGGAGUCUCCAAGGGAGAAGAGCACUGAGGAGGAAGAAGCAAGUCCUUCAGGAUGGAACCUUUCCCUUCAGGACUUUAAACAGGCCAUACUGUCAAUCCCUGGGGAGGAGCAGCGGGAAGAAGCACUGACCCAGCUCAACAAGGCAGCUCUGGAGCUGUGUGUUGAACAGAGGCCAACUCAGUCAGACCUUCUGUAUCCACUCUGCCUCCAGCUGUGGCGUGGAGCAGUCGAUGACCUGGUGAGUCACUCUCUGAGGCUGAGAUCCCUGCUUGGUUUGAUUAAGAAGGACGCCUAUCUGGAAGCUGUUCCAGAGGAAACAGAGGAAGUAAAGCAAGCAGAAGCAAAAAAAAGAGGAAAGGAAGACAAAAUAGCUACUAAGAAAGAAGAGAAAAAGGAUAAAGAAGGCAAAAAAAUUAGAGGGCCAUCAGGGAAAGAGAAGGCGGAUCCUUCGGGCAGCAGAAAGCUGAAAGCAAAGGAUGAGAAGCAAGGAUCUUCCAUUUCACUGCGGGACGUGAAAGGAGGAGCAGAGUCUGCCAGAGGAGGAGAGGAGGAGCAGAAGGUGAAAGAGGAAGCUGCAGCUACAGACGGGGCAGAACCUGCUCAGGAGGACUCUGUUUCACUUGGAACAUACCGGGAGAAGCUCUACAUUGAAGUUUACAGGCUGCUGGAUUCAAUGGUGAGUGAAAUGGUGUCUUUAUUUGAAGAUCUAAAGCAGUAACGUGCUCUGAAGUGGGAGUGAAGCCCUUUGUAUGUAGAAAUAGACUUGCUUUUAAAAAAAUAAAUAACCUUAUUUACACAGAUGGAGUGGAGAUUCUUCUUUCUGAAGUGAUUCAGUGAAUACAAAUACUGGGCUGCCUCUUUUCUGACACACUGAUGUGAGACUAUUGCUAGAUCAUCUGUUACUGCUACAGAUGAUGCUUGCCAAGAAGAGACAAGGCAAGAAUAUCACCAUCUCAGAAGAUGUUAAGACUGGAAAAUACUGGUAUUUCUGCUACAGGAGGAUGUAAAAGUGCCAGUUAACAUCAGGUAUGUUCUUUGUGUCUUGACUGUGCUUGGCUGGCAGGUGAGUGAGCAGGGUGUUCUUGUACUCAUGAAUGCUGGUACCAGGGAAGUAGACAAAUCCAUUUUGGUUUUUAUCAUAUUUUUGGCAGCUUGUCCAGUCUUCCCUUGGGACUUGCUGACAGGAGGAUUCUCUGAAGCAUUCUGGAUCCCAGGAAAAACACUGUCCCAAGGGCUGUGCCCUCCUCCCUGGUUUUGCAUUCACAGAUUUCCUUCCUGUGCUGAUCUUGCCACCUCUUUCCCUUGAGCUCCAGGUACCCAUGCCCCAUUCUGAGCCAGGUGUUCCAUGCUUCCUUCCAAGACUAAUCACUCUUCAAUGAGGGAAAUUGAUGCUAUAAAAGUUGUGAGCUGUGGUAAGGCCUCGUGUUGGAGCCACCCCUCCUGUCUGUCCAUCUGCCUGUGUGUCUGGGCUCAUCACCAUUUUCCAUCUGUGUGCAUCACUGCUGGAAUGGGGUUUUUGUGGGGGCAUCCCAGGCCUGAGUGUGGCACUCUGGACUUCACUUGGAGCAGGUUCCUGGGGCACAGUGAGCUCUGUGUGGGGUCUGUCUUGGCCUGGUGUCAGUGAGUGCCACCCUCCUGCUCAAGCAGCAUUCCCUGGACAGGCUGUGGCCCUGCAGAGCAAUGCCAUCAUGGGCUGGGGAUGGUGAUCCCACGGGAGCUCUGGGGCAGCAGGUGCUGUCCAUGCUGUCCAUGCUGAGCAUCACCCAGCCAUGAGUUCAGUGGCUCCAGGUGUGUCCCCUGUGCACGUGCCCCUGUCCCUGGGCUGGCACACCCCUUGGAGUGCACAUGCAGCUGAAUUCUGCUGAAUUGCUGUCUUCUGCCUUCUCAUUUGAACUCCUGUGCUGUCCCUGGGGAGAGGAGCUGUUCCUGCCCUUGGCUCCCAGCAGAACCAUGGCAAAGCACAGCUGGGUUUUUUUCCACUGGCCAGGUGAGGCUCCUCAUCUUUUGAGAUGCUUUCUCUUUGUGGGGUGUGGGGAAGCAUUUUGGCUUCUGGAGCAGCAGGAACCUCCUCUGGCUUAGCAAAGGGAAUGUCUCUGCUCAGCAUUCCUGGAGUGAGAAUUUCAGCAACAUUUUGAGAAUUAGGAAGAAAAAGGCCUGAAGUUGGGGUGUGUCUCACAGGCUCUGACAAUAGCUCCUGCCUUCCUGGAGAUGAUUAUCAGCUCGUGAAUCUGCCCAACUCAAACUGCUCAAGCCAUCUGUUUCUAGGAGAGAGGGAGUCUGCACGUUCCAGAGGCCUCGUGAUUGUCUGAGAGGCAGGAAUGCUUUCAGUUGGUAGCUUUACCUUAAAGGGUGGCAAAGCCCAUCCAUGUUUCCAUGGAUCCAGAUCUUCAGUCCAGCCUAUUGAAACCAGGCUCCAUGUGUUCAUCUACACACAGGAAAAUCUGUUAAUACAACACCAGGAGAUGAAAAUUUGACAUCAGUCAUGUGCAAUGGAAGAAUGUCCUGUGCUGGCAUCUUCCCUUCCGAGGGAGGAUCUGGUGGCAGAGGGCAGGUGGGUGGCACAUGAGUUCUGCAGAGGAGAACAAACCUAAGAGUCUGUAGUCUAAUCGUGAAUAGUCUAAUUUCUUGUCAUAUUUUUUUGUCAAAAAUAUUGCCAGUGCCUCUUCCAGCCUUGGACAAGUGUGUCCCCAGGGGACAAGGUACAAGCAGCAUGCAGGAAGGGAUGUGCUGGGCCAACAACUGUGAUACUCUGCUGUCUGCCUGCUGCAGCUUUUUGUGAGCCAGCUGCCUUUUUUUUUUUUUUUCCCUUGUGCAUUGAUUUGUGGAAGUAACAGGACAAGAACUGCAGUGGAAUUAGAGCUGGCUUCCACACAGCAGCUUUAGAAACAUAUCCCUCUUAUUUACAGGACCAGUGUGAGAUGUGGGCUCUGUCCUUAGCACAGAGACCCUCAGGGCUGUCAGCUCUGCAGUCUGCAGGACCCUGUAAGGCUGAGUCCCUGCAGCCAGGCAAGGAAAUUAUUCCUUCUCCUCUCCCAAAUGUGGGCAUUAUUUGCAUUAGUGUUAAUAAUUUGUGUUGUGUUUGCUAAAUAACCAAGGUGAGCGACCUUCCUGGCCUUGGGAGUUGCAUUCCAAACCCCACCCCCCACAUGAGUGGGGCCUGAAGACAGCAUCACCACCAGAGAGGAUGGGAAGAGGGGGAAUUGCAGGGAAAUGCUGCAAGAAGAAGGCGACAGAGCAUUUCCAGGGGUUUCUCAGUGGCAGAGGGGGUCUGGGUGAGCAGUGCUUUCCUGGGUCCUAUACUCACGGUGAGGUUUUAGGCCCCUCAGCAAAGAAACCCCACAUUUGUACAGCUCCAAAAAGACCUCCUGGGGUUUUUCCCCAUGGAGAGGUUCACUUUGCCUAUAAAAAAAUCACUGCCUGGAAAAAGGCAGAUUGUCUGCUUCCCCAUCUGACACAGUGAAGCAGGACCACUGGGAAUGGAGGAAGAGGAAGGCUUGUAGCCUGGGCUGCUGUGGAGAAUGCCUGUCCCUUCCCGGGCUGGGAUGGUUUCGGGGCUGGCACGCAGAGGGUUUGAUGCUGGAGAUGCUCUUUUCCCACACCGCGGCUGCGAGUGGGGCUGGAUGCUUGUUCAGCCUGCACUGCCAGAGCCUGGUGGGAAUGUGAGGCUGCUGAGAUCUGCAGAACUCCCAGGGGCUCACGGCUCCACCGAGCCCCCAGGCAGGACCCCGGGCAGGAGGGAUCCCAGCUCUGCUCUUGGUGUGGCUGGCGGGAGCAGCGGCCGGAGAGCAUGACCCCCUCCCACCCCGGGAUGUCUCAGCACCCCUGAGAUGCUUUCCAUCACGAAAAAUGUCAGCGAUACUAAAAAGAUUAUAUGUAUCCACAAUAGCUGAAGGGCUGUCAGUGAUUAAAAUGGAAGGCAGAGGCCGGGAGAGAGGGGGUGGCAUUGAAAUGAUCGAGAGACAUGACUUAUUUUGUCAUGUCAUCUGAUGCCUCCCUCUCUCCCCCCAGCCAGGCUCCGGGAGCUGUUCAGAGCUGGGGAAGAACCCGCUCCAAAUUUAGA